Papaver somniferum (opium poppy) is the source of this 991-nucleotide messenger RNA. RefSeq lists its product as uncharacterized. The record is from RefSeq and is a predicted model, not a curated record. Gene Ontology annotation, molecular function: RNA-DNA hybrid ribonuclease activity; nucleic acid binding. Lineage: Eukaryota; Viridiplantae; Streptophyta; Magnoliopsida; Ranunculales; Papaveraceae. The transcript has 3 exons. Bases 558 to 947 code for a protein of 129 amino acids.
UUAUAUCAGUUACAAGAUUGUGCGGGCAAUAUUUGAUUUAUUGGUACCUUAAUGACAAUUAGCAAGGAAAAUGUGAAUUAUUAUUCGAUUAUCUUUCUUAUAAAAACAAAUGGUUUUGUCCAAAUCCGACGGAUAUGCACGCGUGUUUCAAUGUGAUCAACGACUCCCAAUGCUCUCAAAAAUUCUAAAUGUAGAAAACUGAAGGAGAUAAAUCGUGGCUUAGAAUCCAUCCCCUUCUUACGCCCUUAUCCAACAUCUUAGAAUCAACUUCUUCAUCCGUGGAUCAUUCUUAAAAACUGUUACUCCCAUGAUGGUAGCUAUAGAGUUUUCGAAAAUAAGCUGGGUUCCAACUUUUAAUCCGUAACACAGAACAUAACACCGGCAUAAAAAAUUAAUAAUAAAAUCAAAUGUUCUAUAAAAGAUACCCUAAAUCUUGAUUAUUUUUGUUAUUGGAAAGUCUGGGUGAUUGUUUUGGGUUCAUUUUGAAGACUGUUUCAUUGCGGUUGUGGUUUUCCUAACGGUGGCGAAGGUGGUACGUAUUCUCUAUUCUCUUUUGAAUGGGAAUCUUCCAUGGAAUUAGAUGCAUUCCCACAACAACAGUAGAUGCAGAACAAGCCGAAGCCCUAGCGUUACUAGAAGCAAUCAAAUGGGCAAAAGAAGUAGAGCUAAAAGAAGUCAACUUUGAGGGUGACUGUAACAAUGUGGUGAUGGUUGUCAAUGGUCACAGGAAAGCAAUUCAUUGGACCAAUAAUAAUAUCAUAGAAGAUUGCAUUUAUUUACUCGGACAAUUUGAGUUUUGGUCAUGUUCUUUUGUUAAAAGAACAGUUAAUAAUGCAGCACAUGUAGCUGCAAAGUUCUCUAUAGAGUUUCCUGUCAAAACAGAUUGGAACAACUCAUAUCCUACGGGUAUUGAGGACUAUAUUCAAGCAGAUAAAAAAGCUAUUUAAUCAUCAAUGCAACUCACUUUCGUAUUAAAAAAAAAUAAAAAUAA